AUUGGCAACAUUGCUUUUGGAGGACGGUGAAGUCGUAUGAAGAAUGUUAAAGUUUGAGCGGGAGAUUGAUAGGCGCGGUGUAAUAAAUGCAGUGAAGAAAGUGUUGUUGUGAAUAGAAAAGGCUGUGUUGAAAAAGUGGUCUCAAGCUUCAGAACAGAUUCCUUCAUUUGUAUUUGCUGUAGUCAUGACAAGAUGAAUGCAAAGGAAACUGCAAUAAGAUACUUCAAACGCCUGAAAGGAACAAAGACAUGUAACAGAGUGGAAUUCACAACAUGUCUUAAUGAACUGAAGGGCGAAGCUCACAAUGGUUUCAGUGAAGAGGAAGUAGAAACAUUGAUUGAUGCACUUAUCAGUGCAGAGUGUCUUGCAUCUGUUAGGUUUCAAGGGCUUUUAGAAUGCAUUGUUCCACACAAAUUGGUGACACAUAAAGCAGUGUUAAAUUUGCUGCAGUGGAUAUUCACUUAUUUUCACACUGCACCCGUUGGAAGUCUUAAGUCAGCAUUAGACUGGAUGAUAGGUUUAAUUGAGUUUGGGCUAACUGAUGAAAUGGUGGUUCAUGCCUUUUAUCACCAUUUUUAUUUGCUCCUUGAGAAUGAGAGAUUGUCUGUGGCUGCAUGCAAAUUAAUACAUCUCUUAACAACUCCUAGUGAUGUGUCAAGGUGGAGAGUGAAAAAGAUUUUGAAGAUUGAACAGAAGUUUGGAAAAAGGAAUCACACUACUUGUCUGCUGUGCUUAUUCAAAUCAUACAAACCAGAAUGUGUACCUGAGAAAGUUCCAGCUGUAAAUCUGCACACUGCAUUUAAGGCUGUUGGAAAAAUGAAUCCAUUUUUUCAACAAGCGCAGUUGAGGUUAAAUGCUGGGAGUAGUGAGGAGACAUGUGCUAAAAUGGUAAAAUGGAACAUUGACCAGGGAUUAAAGAAGACAAGGACAAAAACAAAAGUGGAUGCUGUCCCUCCUCUUGACUAUGUGUAUUUUGGAUCUAAACUGUACAGAGCGAAGGAAAAGCAUUCUAUAUUGGAAUUCAAAACCCUGAAGUCAUUGAGUGUCCAUCAGUUAAAUCUGGACAUUCCAUGCAAUUCAAUGAGCUUGUUGCAGAAUAUUGCAGGUAUCCAUGUCCUUGCAUUUGGAGACAGGAGCUUACAAAGUAGACUGUCCUUUAAUCUGUACUACACACUUUACAGAGCAUUUAUUGAAUUGGAUCAAGAUUUCUCAUACAGAGAGAGGGAGAAUGUUUUGAAACAAAUUGUGGAAUUGGAAGAAUAUAUGCAGCAGGGUAUCCCAGUAGUUUCUCGAUUUUUAGCCGAGUAUCUGCCCAGAUGGGAUGGUGAGGAUUUCCGAGAAAUGAUAUUCCACUUACUGCAAUGGAUCACUUUCAGCUCAUAUUUAGAGCUUCAUGACAUAAUCCUGGACCACAUCCGUAAUCUGUUUAUGACUUCUAGCAUUGAAGUGAAAUGUUCCAUUAUUGGCAUGCUUAACAAGUUUGUGGAGAACUUGAUCUGUAUAUGCUUGUUCCGAAAAGAAAAGGAAAUAUCUGGCUUGUUUCUGGAAAUCAGAGAUGAAUGGAGUGAACUUGAGACACUACAGAAUAUAAUUAAGUUUGUAACAGACCUCUGUGUGGCUGGACUGACUGUGGAACAGGGAAGUUACUUGCUUCUGCAUGAAGCUCUUAGGUUCUUUGAAAUGGCAACAUGCUUAGAAGAAGAAAAUAAACUCCCAAUAUGGACCAUGAUGCCCCCAGCUGUUGUGUAUAAUGGUCUGUUUUCAAGAAGUGCUUGCUUUCUUGCAAGAGUAUGUGAUUUGUUGCUGAAAUACGAUAUGGCUCAGUAUCCACGGCUUAGGGCAUUGGGUCUGAGAACAAAGUUCUUAAAAGAAGUGAAUCGUCAGCAGCUGUACAUAGCAGACUUCAUGAGCUCCCUCUGGAAUCAGAAUUGUUUUGAUGAAAAGGAAAGAGGCUACAUAUUUAAAGGUAUGCCUGAAUCUCAUGUACAGUCAUUUUUCUUCUACACUAUACCAAAUGAAGCACUGACUUUGAAGAAUCACUUUGCCCUGGUGCCCUAUGUGUUUCUGAUGCAAAAGGCUUGCUCUGCUCUUCAAGAUGCAGCAUUUGAUCAAGAUGAUCUGAUGAUAAUCUGCAGCAAUUAUUUCCCAGAGAUUUAUAAUUUAAUCAUCCAUGAAUCUGAGUGAGAUUAUUGGGUCGAUUAUCCACGAAAUCCAUCCAGGUCUGAGGUUUGUUGCAAAUUUUCUUAACAAGCUUAUUUUACGGUGAGGAGUUGUCAGCCCCAUGCCCAACCCCCAAGCUGGACAGCCACCCCUUGUCGGCUCCCCAAGACUGCUUAUUCAAUAUUAUAUAUACCUGGAGGGCAUCUCCUCCAUUCGCAACCUGAGGAUCUGAAAUGCCAUGGUGACAAGGAAGCCACCCCAACAUUAGAGACCUGUAUAGAGGAAUAA
Molecule: messenger RNA, 2448 nt
Organism: Cryptotermes secundus
Lineage: Eukaryota; Metazoa; Arthropoda; Insecta; Blattodea; Kalotermitidae
Product: centromere protein I
Exons: 16
Coding region: 193-2184 (663 amino acids)
Cellular component (GO): kinetochore
Source: RefSeq, a predicted model, not a curated record